ACUCAAAAAUUAACAUUCUGCCAUAAUUUACCUAUUUAAAUUAUUUGGCUGUGGGUUGCUUUUUUUCUUCAACUGCAUAUUUGCUUAUAUCUUUAAUGCUUGUCUGCCUGGUGUAAAGAGAGGCUCAGAGAUGACGUAUUUUUGUAUGCCAAACCCAGAAGCGAGUGAACAUUUAAGGACUUCCGGUUCCAUCGCUCCAAAGUAUUGGUAUUUUGAAUGGGUGAUUGGUAAAUCACCCACGACGUAAGGUCUGUGGUAAACAAAACAUCUAAAUAUUUUCACGUUAAUUUACAUAAAACACACUAAUUAUAACCAGCUUUUGUUGUUUUUAAAGCCUUAUUUUGUCUUAAAAACGGCAGUUGCUAACAAGUUGCUUAAAGCGUCUACUUCCUUUGGUGGCUGGAGACUUUAAUCGCCAUCGCGCAUAAAAAGCUUGCAAAUAAUGCAACAUGGGCACAAUUGGACAGAACAAUGUAAGUUGAACGGACAGAACAAUGUAAGUUGAACUUGUGUGUAUUCUUGGCUGUCAGGUGUCAGUUAUAGACACCACACCACGUGUCUGAGAUCAGGUAACACAUUGGUUUAACGCAUGCUCCGUUUGCACUGAACACAGCCGAAUUGUAGAUGAGAUGAGAUACAUGAGGUGGUUGUAGGAAACUGGCACCUGUGAGAACCUAAAAUAAAGAGUCAGUUUUGGAACCAAGACUUCUGGACAUUCUUCAGCUUGCCAUCAGGUGAGUGCAUUCCAGUUUUGAACAACGAAUCAAGUGUAUCGACGCAGAGAGUUUGCAUCCAUUGUGGCUUCAAAUACACAAUGCUUUAAAUGCACUAAUUUACUUACCCUAAUGCCAUUCUACAUAUGACAUCUGCAUAUGAGUAAGUGUCUCCAGGCAACAGAGGUCAGAGGAGCACAGCAAUAGGUGCUGUUGCCAAAACAAGAAAUAAACCUGGCGUAUAAAAGAACUGUAGUGCUGGUGUCGAUAUAACUGCAAUGACGUGAACUAAACUGAUCGAUCACCAUGGAUCACACAAGCUGUCUUAGAAGUCAAAACAGAGGCCCGUGCAACUUUAAUGGCAAACCAUGAGAAGUGUCUACCUUAUACUGAUGGUGACAGUCACUCAAGUUGAGCUGACAUUACUCUGCCCUUCUACCUGUGUGGUUUGUUCUGAAGAUGUCAUCAUCUGCCAUAAACUCUUAAAGAUCAUUGAUGCACCAGACACAACAAGGGCUUUGAUGCUAACUGAUGGACUCAUCAACUCUGUGGACAACAUUGCCCUCUCUGAAUUAUCCAACAUGAGUGUAUUAGCACUCAGCAACAAUGCCAUUUCCACCAUCAUGGAGAAUGCUUUUGGGAACCUCACAUUCCUCACAACACUUUCUUUGGACCACAACCACAUCUCCAGCCAAUCCCUGGACAACUCCACAUUUUCACAGUUGCAGAGACUGGAUACUCUUCAGCUGGGUAACAAUGAUCUAAAGUACAUUGAAGGCUCCUGGUUCCAGAACUCCGGAGCUUUAAAAACCCUUCAGUUAGAAGGGAACCUCCUCACCAGCCUCAACUCCAGCAUCUUUAUCCAGUCUGACCUGAGGAACCUGGAAACUUUGGAUUUAUCAGAUAACCUGAUAAUGUACUUGGAUCAGAAUAGCUUCCGAGGGUUACCUCGUCUCCGCAACCUCGAUCUGUCCAGAAACUAUUUACAAAAUUCCCCAGAUGCAUUCUCCUAUUUGUCAUGGCUCUCAAUGCUGAACCUUGAUUUUAACCGCUGGAGCUGCAAUUGUGAGUUGAGAGAACUCGCCUCAUUCCUCAACAGCUACAUUCAGACUCCAGAUAAAGUGUUGUACAAUGGGCAGCGGAUGGUGUGUGUGAAUACGGAUAACCCAGCAGUGCAGACCGUGCUAGAGCUGACCGAAGCCAACUGUGUCCCACCAAACCAAAACAUCACAGUGAAGGUCGUAGCAAAAUGCAAUAUCAGUCCUCAGCAAUAUGUUCAAAAUGUUGCUAUUGCUAUUGUGUUUUCAUUUUUGGGUGGUGUUUGUGUUACUCUGGGAAUAAUUGCCACAGUUUACCACAAACUCAGUAAGAAAUCCACAAGAGUGCAGGAGGAAAAUAAAACUGAGGAAGGGAAAAUGUCAAGCCCAGAGUUAACCCAGUGGAAAUUUUCUGAAGGCAAAGACACUCUAUCUAUGAGCCAUGCUCUGUACAACAGAAACUACAAAUCCCAUCAGCCCCAGGAGGGAGAAGACUCCACUUAUCAUAUGGGGCCAGAACCACUGGAGGAUCUUUUCACCUGUCACAGAUGCACCUCAACAGCUCUAGCCGUCAGAAAGCAACGAAGAGAGAUUGUCCUGCAGAGAACCAAUCACAUGGGGGAACAACAUGAGAGAGAUGAUGAUUGGCCAGCCUGUGUGGCUAGUCACCAAAGUAAAUGCAAUGAUCAACAUUCUGUGUUGCAACAAAGGAUCAAAGACAAAAGUAUACAAAGACAAAUCGAGGGGCGGCUUGGAAUACCGAGCACCCACAAUUUGGGCAGUCAGGAUACUUCUUCCCAACGUCGUGGGGGUUCAAACGACGUCUCAGCUGUCCGAAUACAACAGCUGGCCCUAAAUAAUCAUUUCUCAGCCCAUCAGAGAGGCCCAUUUAGACCCACAGACCAAAUACACAAUAACUCGCUCAUAAACCGGCAGGCUCUGGACGUUGGCGCUCAGCCAGUUUACAGAACCACCAGCUGUCUGCACUGUCAUCAAACUUAUGAAUAUAAGCAAGCUGGAAGCAAUACCCAGAGUUUUCCGUUCCAAAAUCACAGACAUCAACAUGGAGAAAAACUGUAUGACACAAUGCUAUACAGAGACAUCUUGGGAUAUAACUCCAAUGUUGGGGAAUGUGGUGAGAGUCAAUCCAGUGAGCUUGGUUUCAAGUUAGCCUCUCAAAGGAGUGUUAGCUUUGAUCUGUCAGGAUCUGAAGAACGUGUCCUCACCACACCAGCUGACAGACCCAAAGGGGAGAGUAGGAGAAAAAGCUCUAAAACAUCUGCAGAGAAGAGAGACCGAAAAUUGGUUAAGACUAAAAGCAGCACGCACGGGCAUUUAAAACCCAACAAAUCCAGAACAAAAGCCAAGAAGACGCUGAAGGUCAAAUUAAACUUGAACCCUCUUCGAAAAAACAGGGUUCAUCCCAAGUCUGGUGGUCAGGAAGUGAACGAGGAAGAUGAGAAGAUUUUCAAAAAGGCCCAGAAGGAAAAACUGAGAGGUAAAAAAGAUCUCAAGCAAAAAUCCAAAAAUGAGAAACCCAUCAAGAAAUCCAAAAAGAACACAGAUGGCCCAGAAGAUGAGGAAGAGGAAGAUGCUGCAGACCAGGAUACAUCAACCUUGAUGAAGCAUGCUAAAAAAGCAAAACACUCUAAGAAAGAAAGCAAGAUUUCAAGGUCUAAUUCUAAGGAUUUUGUUGAUGUUGCAAAAGAAAGUUUUCAAAAUGUUGAUAAUUCAGAAAAUGUUGUUCCUGUUGAAGGGGAAACUUUGCUAACUGACAGUUUGUUAGGGAGUCUGGUCAGCAGUACCCUACAGAGCUCAAUGCUAUUAACCCUCAACACUGAAGAUGUAACCAACACUCAGCAGCUAAAUAGACCAGGUUUGACACUUUCUGUUAGUGCCUUGGAUGAAUCCACCGGUCCACAGUAUACGGUUGAUCAGACCAGCAGCUUGGAUCUGAGUUCUGCUGCACCUGUUAUCCAAGAAUAUGUCUCUUCAGCUGAAGGGUCACCAAAGAGAAAGAUAAGACUCAUAAUACCUGAAAAAAUGUCCAAUAGGCCUCCAUCAGCUCUUGAUAAGAAAAUCAGAUGAC
Triplophysa dalaica is the source of this 3839-nucleotide messenger RNA. It is a transcript of the gene lrrc53, whose product is annotated as leucine rich repeat containing 53. The record is from RefSeq and is a predicted model, not a curated record. The coding region runs from base 1082 to 3838 and encodes 918 amino acids. The transcript is spliced from 8 exons. Gene Ontology annotation, molecular function: protein binding. NCBI's taxonomy places the organism in Eukaryota, Metazoa, Chordata, Actinopteri, Cypriniformes, Nemacheilidae. Gene Ontology annotation, cellular component: plasma membrane.